AUGGUUGAAGUGCUGGUAGAGGAAUUUGAUCUAAAAGUGGCGAACAUGCCAGGACACAUUCCCACGUACGAUCGUGAAGGUAUGGGUACGUCAAACAUCGACGUCACGCUACUCGCACCCCAAACUCGCAAUCUAGCCAGCGAGUGGAAGGUCUGUGAUGUGACAGACAGUGAUCAUAACGUUGUGUCGUUCAAACUCAAUCUCAGGGACAGAGCUCCACGCGGUCCAGAAGCCUACCGGUUCAACACCCGGAAAGCAGACUGGGAGACUUUUUCACGAAGCCUUUGUGUUUCUAAACUGACCAUAGACGCGUCUACCGUUGAUACACAAGCACGCACUAUCAUAAACGCCUUGCAGAUAGCGGCAAGAAAGUACAUACCCCGACUUAAGCGCCCGGGCGGUUACACCGGGAAGCAGCCAUGGUGGACGUCAGAACUGACAUCUCUUCGAGCUGAACUUUCUAGAAACAGGCGCUUGCCUCUCCACCGUACAAAGAGACCAGAAUAUAACACAGUACGCAACAACUAUCUUCAAUCAAUAAGAAAGACAAAGGAUACCGCAUAG
Messenger RNA from Macrosiphum euphorbiae (potato aphid), 564 nucleotides. The record is from the annotation of a GenBank genome assembly. Lineage: Eukaryota; Metazoa; Arthropoda; Insecta; Hemiptera; Aphididae.